CCCAAUCUAACCUAACACUGUUUGUUCGUUAUAAACACUUGUCAAUAAGUACUCAGCCGUAUUUUCCUUUUUUAUAACUUAUACUCGAGAGAUGACAGAUGGCGAAACUAAAAUCCAAGAAGCAUUUUAUGUUUUAUCGAAGGAGACAAAAGAAUUGUACUUGCAAAGAGAAAUUGCAGAAGUGAGUCACAGAAUUACAUCGCUCACUUUCUACCGAGAUUUCGUUUCAAAGAAUGUACCAUUGGUGAUACGAGGUGCGGUGAAACAUUGGCCUGCCAUAGACAAAUGGUCCAUACCAUAUCUUCGUAAGAUAUUCUGCGACGAACAGAUUUCGGUUGCCGUGACACCGAACGGGUAUGCAGACGCGAUAGCCAAGACAGACGAUGCGGCUGAAGAAUAUUUCGUGAUGCCCGAGGAACGCAAUCUCACGAUGUCAGACUUCCUCAAUAGAUUAGAGGAUCCACAGAAGGACAGCAUAUUUUACAUACAGAAACAAAAUUCCAAUUUUAUAAGCAGCUUUCGCAAGUUGUGGUCGGACGCAGAAGUAGAGAUACCAUGGGUUAACGAGGCGUUUGGAAAGCGACCAGACGCCGUGAACUUCUGGAUGGGGGACGAAAGAGCUGUGACUUCCAUGCACAAAGAUCCUUAUGAAAACAUAUAUUGCGUUGUGACCGGCGAAAAGAAUUUUAUCUUACAUCCUCCCACGGAUUUGCCAUGGAUUCCAUACGGAAAUUAUCCAUCCGCGGUUUAUAAAGAAUACGAACCUGGAAAGUGGACGAUCGAGCCACUCGACGAAACACUCGAUUCGGAAAUGGCAAAUUCUUCCACAUUAACACCAUGGAUAUGUAUAGACCCAUUAAAGCCAGAUUAUGAAAAAUACCCAAAGUAUGAUAAUGCACAAACUCUGAAAGUCACAUUGAAUGCAGGAGACGCGCUAUAUCUACCCUCUUUAUGGUUUCAUCAUGUAACUCAGUCCCAUGCUUGCAUAUCCAUUAAUUAUUGGUACGACAUGGAGUUCGAUAUUAAAUACGCGUAUUUCAAAGCACUUGAGACAUUGUGCAAAUAAAUGAAGGUGAUCCAGGGAGAUGUCGUAAUGACUCACGAUAACAAACCGUUAAAAAACUACGCGAGAGUUCAAGUCAGGCGGUGUCGUCGUUAUUCCCGAUACUUCCGGUAAUUAUUCUCGCGUUUUCGUCGCUGUUCCUCCGCUUGCUGCCUCAAUUUCUCGGGAUUCAUGUGCGUAGUUACCAUGUGCCUCGUCAACGAACUCAUGAACUUGUAUGUGAUUCCACACACAUCGCAGGAAAGUAUCUCCUCGUUGCCUCCUUGUUGUUGCUUUACAAAAGAAAAAUAAUUUGUAAUUAGAUGUAAAAAUCAUGUAUACAACUACAUGAAGCAAAGUAAAAUAAGGAAACGAAUACAUAAAGAAACAGAAUAAAGAUAUUGUAAGGAAGGACUAUCCAAACACAUUUAAAAUGAUUAUAAGAUAUUAUAUAAACGUAAAAUUUAUGCAAAAAAA
Molecule: messenger RNA, 1519 nt
Organism: Odontomachus brunneus
Lineage: Eukaryota; Metazoa; Arthropoda; Insecta; Hymenoptera; Formicidae
Gene: JMJD7
Product: bifunctional peptidase and (3S)-lysyl hydroxylase Jmjd7
Exons: 6
Coding region: 92-1066 (324 amino acids)
Molecular function (GO): 2-oxoglutarate-dependent dioxygenase activity
Source: RefSeq, a predicted model, not a curated record